Molecule: messenger RNA, 1546 nt
Organism: Trichechus manatus latirostris (Florida manatee)
Lineage: Eukaryota; Metazoa; Chordata; Mammalia; Sirenia; Trichechidae
Gene: USH1G
Product: USH1 protein network component sans
Exons: 2
Coding region: 161-1546 (461 amino acids)
Biological process (GO): sensory perception of light stimulus; equilibrioception; sensory perception of sound
Molecular function (GO): protein binding
Source: RefSeq, a predicted model, not a curated record
CUGGCGCUCCGCACCCUCUGUCUGCGGCAGCGGGGGCUGGCCGCCCCGGCCCCUGCCCGGCCCCCUCCCCCAGCCCCAUGUCCCAGCCCUGACCCCGCUGCCCUCCCCCGCUGGGGGCCUUGCCCCGUGCCCCCUGCCCGCCCCGUCCAGGCCGGGCACCAUGAAUGACCAGUACCACCGGGCGGCCCGCGACGGCUACCUGGAGCUCCUCAAGGAAGCCACCCGGAAGGAGCUGAACGCCCCCGAUGAGGAUGGCAUGACCCCCACCCUCUGGGCUGCCUACCAUGGCAACCUGGAGUCGCUGCGCCUCAUCGUGAGCCGAGGGGGCGACCCUGACAAGCGUGACAUCUGGGGCAACACGCCCCUGCACCUGGCAGCCUCCAAUGGCCACCUGCACUGCCUGUCCUUCCUGGUGUCCUUUGGGGCCAACAUCUGGUGCCUGGACAACGACUACCACACACCACUGGACAUGGCCGCCAUGAAGGGCCACAUGGAGUGUGUGCGCUACCUGGACUCCAUCGCGGCCAAGCAGAGCAGCCUCAACCCCAAGCUGGUGGGCAAGCUCAAGGACAAGGCUUUCCGGGAGGCGGAGCGGCGCAUUCGCGAGUGCGCCAAGAUGCAGCGCAAGCACCACGAGCGCAUGGAGCGACGCUACCGGCGCGAGCUGGCCGAGCGCUCCGACACGCUCAGCUUCUCCAGCCUCACCUCCAGCACCUUGAGCCGUCGGCUGCAGCACCUGGCGCUGAGCAGCCACCUGCCCUACUCGCAGGCCACGCUGCACAGCACCGCCCGGGGCAAGACCAAGAUCCAGCGCAAGCUGGAGCGGCGCAAGCAGGGCGGCGAGGGCACCUUCAAGAUCUCCGAGGACGGCCGCAAGAGCGUGCGCUCGCUCUCGGGCCUGCAGCUGGGCAGCGACGUGAUGUUCGUGCGCCAGGGCACCUACGCCAACCCCAAGGAGUGGGGCCGCUCCCCGCUCCGGGACAUGUUCCUCUCGGACGACGACAGCGUCUCCCGUGCCACGCUGGCGGCUGAGCCAGCCCACUCGGAAGUCAGCACCGACUCGGGCCACGACUCCCUGUUUACCCGGCCGGGCCUGGGCACUAUGGUGUUCCGCAGGAACUACCUGAGCAGCGGGCUGCCGGGCCUGGGCCGCGAGGACGGUGGCCUGGACGGGGUGGGGCCGCCGCGGGCUCGGCUGCAGAGCCCCCCCAGCCUGGACGGCGACAGCCUGGGCAGUGCCAACAGCCUGCAGGAUCGCAGCUGCGCGGAGGAGCUGCCCUGGGACGAGGUGGACUUGGGCCUGGAUGAGGACCUGGAGCCCGAGACCAGCCCGCUGGAGACCUUCCUGGCCUCGCUGCACAUGGAGGACUUCGCAGCUCUCCUGCGGCAGGAGAAGAUCGACUUGGAGGCGCUGAUGCUGUGCUCAGACCUCGACCUGCGCAGCGUCAGCAUCCCGCUGGGGCCGCGCAAGAAGAUCAUGGGGGCCGUGCGGCGGCGGCUGCAGGCGCUGGAGCGUCCGCCUGCCCUGGAGGACACCGAGCUGUGA